Molecule: messenger RNA, 1224 nt
Organism: Cladophialophora yegresii CBS 114405
Lineage: Eukaryota; Fungi; Ascomycota; Eurotiomycetes; Chaetothyriales; Herpotrichiellaceae
Product: ethanolaminephosphotransferase
Exons: 4
Coding region: 1-1224 (407 amino acids)
Biological process (GO): phospholipid biosynthetic process
Cellular component (GO): membrane
Molecular function (GO): phosphotransferase activity, for other substituted phosphate groups
Source: RefSeq, a predicted model, not a curated record
AUGGUGUACAUUCGGCAGCGAAAUCUGAAAAAGCUCCACGAGUACAAAUAUUCUGGAGUCGACAAGUCCCUGGUUUCACGAUAUAUCCUGAAGCCAUUCUAUACCAAUGUUGUCAUCAAGUGCUUUCCGAUGUCCAUGGCGCCCAAUCUUAUAACCCUUACCGGCUUCAGCUUCGUCGUCAUCAACGUCCUGACGCUGCUAUGGUACAAUCCAACACUUGACACCGAUUGUCCUCCGUGGGUGUACUUGACAUGGUCCAUUGGUCUGUUCCUCUACCAAACCUUCGAUGCAGUCGAUGGCAGCCAAGCUCGCAGAACACACCAGAGCGGUCCUUUGGGUGAACUGUUCGACCAUGGUGUGGAUGCGUGUAAUACCAGUCUUGAGGUUCUUGUCUUCGCGGCUUCUAUGAAUCUGGGACAGUCCUGGAACACGGUCCUCACACUCUUCGGCACAAUCCUGACUUUCUACAUCCAGACCUGGGAGGAGUAUCACACUCAUACCCUGAUGUUGGGAAUCGUCUCUGGCCCUGUGGAAGGAAUCCUGACUUUGGUUAUUGUCUAUUUCGUCACCUACCUCAAAGGUGGUGCAAGCUAUUGGCAACAACCCAUGCUGCCAUCGCUUGGGCUUCCGAAGAGCGACCUGAUCCCACCUUCCCUAUACCAGAUGGCAUGGAACGAAUGGUAUAUGCUCUAUGGUGGUUUGGUCCUGGUCUUCAACACCGCCAGCAGCAUAAAGAACGUCAUCGAUGCUCGACGAUCGAGAGGUGAAGAUCCCUACAGGGCACUUAGGGGUUUGCUGCCUUUCAUAGUCACCUGGCUUGUGAUUCCGGCCUACCUCUCCUUGAACCCAGUCAUCUUACACCAUCAUCUGGUUCCAUUCAUACUACUUGCAGGAAUCAUCAACGCCUAUUCUGUGGGACAGAUGAUCGUGGCGCAUUUAGUCAAGGACAGAUUCCCAUACCAGAACGUGCUGGUCUUGCCCUUGGCAUGGGCGGUCGUUGACAGCUUGGGCCCCAAACUUGGACUGUGGCCAAGUGCUUUGGGUGACAAUACCUACCAAGUGGCGUUUACUUUCCUGUCACUCGGUCUGGCGCUGGGCGUAUAUGGAAGCUUUGUCCACGACGUCAUCACUACAAUCUGUGACUACCUGGACAUCUGGUGCUUGACAAUCAAGCAUCCUUACGUGGAGACCAAACAGAAUGACGGGGCUAAGAAGGAGAAUUGA